AUGCGAGAUUUUGAGCGUGUGUGUGUAUGUGUGUGUUUGUGUGAUAGAGGUCACCACGACCUACCGGCGUGCUGGAGGCGUGUAACGCCGUCUAUUCGGCGGGUCUUGAGUGAGUCAGCCCAUUUGGCGAGUCGUUCGCCUCUUAUCGCCGGCUCAACCACCGCCCCUUGCCUCUCGGUCUCGUCCCGCUCCGUCGCCCAUUUUGCGCCCGGAGUGGGUCUGCUCCCUUUUGAGCCAGUUGCUUUUUCUUCUUCAUCAUUCUCUCACAAGCCUCGCCAACACCGGCCAGCCACCUUUCGACGCACAAGUCAGCCCCACUGGCCCAGCUCCUCGUGCCAAGCCUACCGAGGCCACUUGCCUCGGCGUAAUCGGCCUCCUUAUAGUGUGGAUACUAACAUACAAAAACAAACAAAACAAACUAAACAAACAAGCAAAUUGAGAGAGACAGGCCUGGCUUGCCUUGCCCCGAAUGUCAUGCCCCGUGGUGGGGGUUCAAGGCUCGAAUCCGGGCGGCCAGACUGGCAUUCAGUCCAAUGCGAGAAUCUUCUGGCGCCCUCUGCAGAUCCGGUUGUUAUAAGGUUUUGCACUCAUGUUGUAGUUAACAUGUGGAGUGACUUGUCGACCCGUACACAAGAGGCUAUCGGAACACAGAACCGCCUGCAAAGGCUUAUAAAUUCAGAAAUCGCAACUGGCUGA
Messenger RNA from Protopolystoma xenopodis, 696 nucleotides. NCBI's taxonomy places the organism in Eukaryota, Metazoa, Platyhelminthes, Monogenea, Polystomatidea, Polystomatidae. The record is from the annotation of a GenBank genome assembly.